Messenger RNA from Pundamilia nyererei, 1899 nucleotides. It is a transcript of the gene srsf1a, whose product is annotated as serine and arginine rich splicing factor 1a. The record is from RefSeq and is a predicted model, not a curated record. Lineage: Eukaryota; Metazoa; Chordata; Actinopteri; Cichliformes; Cichlidae. Gene Ontology annotation, molecular function: mRNA binding. The transcript is spliced from 4 exons. The coding region runs from base 251 to 985 and encodes 244 amino acids. Gene Ontology annotation, cellular component: cytoplasm; nucleus.
CGGCUGUAGUGUUUCCGGUGUUGAUGAAUGCCCUGCUCGGUUAAAAAAAACGCGCUGGGGUAGGAGUCACCUCGUCGGUAGUAUUGUCUGCUCAGUAAAUACCCUUCACAGUGUAGCGUAAAACAGCGCUCGUUUGAUUGCUUUCUCGUUUUUCUUUUUGCCUCGACCACUCGCAGGCGCUCGGGGCCUAAUCACCAGCAGGCGUUAAAGAAUCCUGGAAACAGCGAACUGUUAGCUUGAGUUAGCAGCGAUGUCGGGUGUUGUGCGAGGCCCCGCUGGGAACAACGACUGCCGAAUUUACGUGGGAAACCUCCCGCCAGAUAUACGCACAAAAGAUGUGGAAGACGUGUUCUACAAGUAUGGGACGAUUCGAGAUAUCGACUUGAAGAACCGGAGAGGGGGACCCCCGUUCGCCUUUAUUGAAUUCGAAGACCCCAGGGACGCUGAUGAUGCCGUCUAUGGACGUGAUGGAUACGACUACGACGGCUACAGACUGCGAGUGGAGUUUCCUCGGAGCGGCAGGGGAUCCAGAGGAGGGUUUGGGAUCGGAGGAGCGCCCAGAGGCAGAUAUGGACCCCCUUCCAGACGAUCUGAGUACAGAGUCGUUGUGUCAGGGCUCCCUCAGAGCGGCAGCUGGCAGGACCUGAAGGACCACAUGCGUGAGGCAGGCGACGUGUGCUACGCCGACGUUUACAGAGACGGGACUGGAGUUGUAGAAUUUGUGCGCAAAGAAGACAUGACCUAUGCCGUUCGCAAGCUGGACAACACCAAAUUCCGCUCCCAUGAGGGAGAGACUGCUUACAUUCGUGUGAAAUUAGACGGUCCCCGCAGCCCAAGUUAUGGAAGAUCACGCUCUCGCAGCCGUGGCAGCCGGAGCAGGAGCCGCAGUCGGAGCGCCAGCCGCAGUCGCAGCAAUUCCCGUGGUCGUGGCAGAGGAUCUCCCCGCUACUCACCCCGUCACAGCCGCUCUCGCUCCCGUUCCUAAGCUUUUCUGCCGUCGAUGUUUUGCUCCUUUUGAUGUAUACCCUCCUGUUUUUACCUCCUAUGAGUUUCUCCAGAUGUCAGCUAUUGAUUUUAAUUUCUCCCCCCCCCCUCCUUUUUCUUGUCCUGGUGUCCUUGUGGAUGAUCUUGGUAUGUAGUUGUACCACCCCCACCCGUGCUUCAACCCUUCCCUCUGUCUCCUGCAGCUUUGUCCCUUCUUCUCCCCCCUCCCUCCCACUCCCCUCUCUCUCCACCUCUCGCUCCCUUUUUUCUGUCCUAAAGUUUUGCAAAAGUAGAAGUUGUGCUGUGUCGAACUUCAAAAAUGUUGAGUUGUUUAUAACCUUCACUCAAUGUUUUUGCAAGUACUGAAAAUUUAAAGUUUUGUUUUUGGUUUUGUUUUGUUUUUUUCUUAUAUAUUAAAAAAAAAAAAAGCUUCUCAUUGGAUAUGUGGGGUGGGCUGUUUGAAAGGGGAGCCCGAUGCUUAACUGUAUUUUACCCUUGUGUCUUCCUUUAGACAUCUGAAGAGAAGGAUUAAAGUGAUUUGGAAUAAAACCAUUGUGGAGAACAUUUCAUUUGUAUGGUCAGGAUAGGACAUCUAGGAGCAAUCAGGUCGAGGCAAUGGUACGCUUCAUAUUCCAUAAAUUGAACGUUUCUGAUCGGUUGCUGUAUCAUGCAUGUCAUUUUAACAAAGCCACGUGCUGUACUUUGUUAUAUAUACAGUUUUUAACAUGCUACUUCUGACCUGUGACAGAAUAAGCAGUCCUAAAUCAAGUGUUGUGAUGUAAGUGUAACAUCUUUGCUGUCAAAUGUGGGGGAAAAAAGUGAAUUCACUACUUUGAUGCAAAGUGUCUCACUUAAAUAUCCUCAUUGCUUUAAAUGUUUUCAGGGAGUGAUUGUUUUUGUGCUCAGUGGCAUUUA